Messenger RNA from Colletotrichum lupini, 306 nucleotides. RefSeq lists its product as uncharacterized. The record is from RefSeq and is a predicted model, not a curated record. The transcript has 2 exons. NCBI's taxonomy places the organism in Eukaryota, Fungi, Ascomycota, Sordariomycetes, Glomerellales, Glomerellaceae. The coding region runs from base 1 to 306 and encodes 101 amino acids.
AUGGCGUUGGCCCAUGCCAUCCACACCCAAGAAAGAGGCCCCAACACCCAACCACCACCACGAACCCAGUCAGUCAGUGGUGCCAGUUCCAACACCACCAAGUUGGGUUACCAGCACACCUUCAGCUUUUUUUCGGGGGCUUCACAGAGUGACGCCAGAGACACAGCAUCUUGCAGAAUCGACAAUCAGCAACCUUGCGGUCUGAAGCAAUGUCACCCACCCCAAAGAGCUGCGACGAAUGACGACUCUUCGAAACCGAUGGCAUCAAAGACCAUCACAUCUAGACAGACGCCAAAAAAACAAUAG